Epinephelus fuscoguttatus (brown-marbled grouper) is the source of this 2133-nucleotide messenger RNA. It is a transcript of the gene gnb5a, whose product is annotated as guanine nucleotide binding protein (G protein), beta 5a. Gene Ontology annotation, molecular function: protein binding; signaling receptor complex adaptor activity. Gene Ontology annotation, biological process: G protein-coupled dopamine receptor signaling pathway; G protein-coupled receptor signaling pathway. The transcript has 11 exons. The coding region runs from base 113 to 1198 and encodes 361 amino acids. Gene Ontology annotation, cellular component: heterotrimeric G-protein complex; cytoplasm. The record is from RefSeq and is a predicted model, not a curated record. NCBI's taxonomy places the organism in Eukaryota, Metazoa, Chordata, Actinopteri, Perciformes, Serranidae.
AUCUGUAAACUGGAGGAGCAUCUUCUCCCUCUGACGUCAUGACAGCAGCAUCAGCUGUUAGCUCUGCUUUAAGCCUUUUCGCUGCCGAUCGCUGCCUGCACAAAGGAAAUAUAUGAGAUCCCCUCUAAUCCCUGAAAUGGCGACACAGGAGGUACAGCUGAACGAGACUCUCUCCCACCUCAAAACGGAGUCGGAGACGCUGAAGACGAAGCUGGAGGAGGAAAGAGCGAAGCUGCACGAUGUCGAGCUACAUCAGGUGGCCGAGAAGGUGGAGGGGCUGGGUCAGUUUGUCAUGAAGACCCGAAGAACUCUGAAGGGACAUGGCAACAAAGUUCUGUGUAUGGACUGGUGUAAGGACAAGAGGAGGAUCGUCAGCUCCUCACAGGAUGGAAAAGUGAUCGUAUGGGAUGCUUUCACCACCAACAAGGAGCACGCUGUGACAAUGCCGUGCACCUGGGUGAUGGCCUGCGCCUACGCCCCCUCUGGCUGUGCUGUGGCUUGUGGGGGCCUGGAUAAUAAAUGCUCAGUGUAUCCUCUGUCUCUGGACAAGAAUGAGAACUUGGCUGCCAAGAAGAAAUCAGUGGCCAUGCACACAAACUACCUGUCUGCCUGCAGCUUCACCAACUCGGAUAUGCAGAUCCUGACAUCCAGCGGGGAUGGGACGUGUGCAUUAUGGGAUGUGGAGAGUGGGCAGCUGUUGCAGAGUUUCCAUGGACACGCUGCAGACGUGCUCUGUCUGGACCUGGCCCCCUCUGAGACUGGAAACACAUUUGUUUCAGGGGGCUGUGAUAAGAAGGCCAAUGUGUGGGACAUGCGUUCAGGACAGUGUAUUCAGUCCUUUGAAACUCAUGAAUCAGACAUAAAUAGUGUGCGAUACUAUCCCAGUGGAGAUGCAUUUGCAUCUGGCUCAGAUGAUGCAACAUGCCGCCUGUAUGACCUGAGGGCAGACAGAGAAGUGGCUAUUUAUUCCAAAGAGAGCAUCAUAUUCGGGGUCUCCAGUGUUGAUUUCUCUCUGAGUGGACGGCUACUGUUUGGUGGCUACAAUGACUACACCAUAAAUGUUUGGGAUGUUCUCAAAGGAACACGGGUCUCUAUUCUGUUCGGACAUGAGAACCGUGUCAGUACGCUGCGUGUUUCCCCAGACGGGACGGCCUUCUGCACGGGCUCCUGGGACCACACUCUUCGGAUCUGGGCUUAAGGAUGAAGACGCAGAGGACUGAAUGGUAGACAGACCUACUGAAGACACAACAACCUUUCUGUUUGCUAGAGUACAAUCACAGAGAUAGAGACUCAGUUUUGGUUGUACAUAGGGCAUAUCAAUAGCAUUGUAUAUACUCCAGUCUCAUGGCCACGGUAGAUUUACAUAUUUCAGAGAACAGUUAAACCAAAUGGCACGCUUGUAUUACAGUAUGAUUGAGAGAAAAUUGCACAGAAGUACUUAUGGUUACUACAACUUAAGAUGUAAAAUGUAUAUUGCAGAAAAUAACGUUGGUAGUGACUAGCAUCAGUCUAGGAUAGAAAUGACACAAUAAAGUGAUGUAUUGUAUGUGCCCACUUAAAGGACAUGUUUAUUUAUUUGUUUUUUCACAAAAUGUAACGGAGGAAUGCAGACUGUAAAAGAAAAUGGGAUACUAGGAAAAAAAAACCACAUCUGCAGGAGAAGUUGUAAGGUUUCAUGAAGGCUUCAGCUUCACUUGGCUUGAAUUCCUCAUGCCACAGAUGGAGAACAGAGAGAUAUUUGUGGCUUCUCUGUAAAUGAUAAAUGUUGGGAUAUGAGGACGAUUAGAUUGGCUUGUAGAAUUUAAUCAACAUUAAUUAGUCUGAAGCCAAUUAAAAAUGACACUGGAUACAAGGGAGCAUUGGCACAAAAUAUUACAAACCAAAGUACAAAUUUGUAGUUUAUUAAAGAUGGAACAAUAUAUAAUUUCACACCCUGUGCACCCAGCAAGCCUUGACAGCAUCUCACUCGCCAAUAUUAUUCUAAUGUAAAGAAAGCACAUAUUACAGGUAAACUUAAUGGUGUUAACUUUCCCUCCCUAUGGUUUACUAGUCAUCUGUCUGUUUCCAGCUGUGGAAGCCACUCCCUGCUCUAUGUGCACAUCCGGUCACUGCAGACACCCUGAACCUGUGGUC